Molecule: messenger RNA, 663 nt
Organism: Phyllotreta striolata
Lineage: Eukaryota; Metazoa; Arthropoda; Insecta; Coleoptera; Chrysomelidae
Source: the annotation of a GenBank genome assembly
GUUAGUACACGCACACUAGAUAGACAAUGCUCGAAAUUACCAAGAUACUUUCCAUCCUGAUCCUGCUGGUUUCCACGUGGAAUCCCGCGCUUUCCAGGCAAUUAUCCAGAAGAAAAAGGUACCUGGUCUUCCCCGAAGGAGCCAGUAUGUCGGCCGCUGCUUGUAUGACGGCCCAAUUUUGGGUGAAUCCCCCGGGGAUAUUCACCGAUACAUUAGCGUGGGGGGUGGCCUACGAUCUGCCCACCAACGUCACCGAACUCAAGGCCUACUCGGGCAAAAACCAGCUGCUCAAGCGGAGGUCCCGGCGCGAAUUGUACGGGAAAAUCGAGAAGAUAAUCCAAUCGAUAGGUUAUGACGGUCGCUCGUGCGUUUUGAGGGCCCUUUGCGAGGCGCCCGGCAGGUUCCUGCCCAAAGAGGACAAUCUGCUCAAUUACGUGUUGAAAUUGGUGUUUCGUUUUCCGUUGGAGAAACUCCUGCCCGGGGAGCCCGAGGAGCACCGGAUUUAUGGAGGGGCCGCGCGAACUGGAAGGGAAAAUCCCCGCGGAGAUUGCUCGGAGAUUUUUAAUUGUCCGUUUUCUUUGAUCGACGCCGCUUUGGGGCGGUAUUCUUGAGGAAUAAAUUGGAAAAAUAACGAAAAAUAAAUUAUUUAAUUGGGUUCUAUUU